UGGAGCAGUAAAUUAAAUGAACAGAGGAAAUUGUGUUGCAACAGAGCAAAAAUUAGUAUUGAAGUGUCAUGUACUCAAACUUGUACCAUUUGUCUUUAAACACAACAUUGACCUAAUUUGUUGGCAGGUUCAAAAAAUUGAUAUUGGCUAUGCCAAAACUGCCAAAAAGAUGGAUGUAAAAAAGCUGAAGGGAGCCAUGUGGGGACUGCUAACUGACAAUGGUGAAGGGAACAAGGAAAAUGUUGCCAUAGAUCAGCAGGGAAAACAAACAGACAAUAGCACUGUGACUACUCCUCACUCAUUCAAAGAAAUUUAUGCCCGGUUACCUGGAAAACUUUCCAAGAACAUGGCAAAGAACUUGUCAGUGUCCAUCGCCUUCGUCUGCAUCCUUCACCUGGCAAAUGAGAAGGUAAGAAACACAAUAACAAAAACAAUGUGCUCUAACUGCCUGGCUGCCUAUUAUUAGUUUAGUCCACAGGUUUUGACAAUA
Molecule: messenger RNA, 490 nt
Organism: Orbicella faveolata
Lineage: Eukaryota; Metazoa; Cnidaria; Anthozoa; Scleractinia; Merulinidae
Product: condensin complex subunit 2-like
Biological process (GO): mitotic chromosome condensation
Cellular component (GO): condensin complex
Molecular function (GO): chromatin binding
Source: RefSeq, a predicted model, not a curated record